Messenger RNA from Nothobranchius furzeri (turquoise killifish), 12056 nucleotides. RefSeq names its product serine-rich adhesin for platelets-like. NCBI's taxonomy places the organism in Eukaryota, Metazoa, Chordata, Actinopteri, Cyprinodontiformes, Nothobranchiidae. The record is from RefSeq and is a predicted model, not a curated record.
UCAUACCAUCUGUUCCAACAUUUGCACCUACAGGAAAUACACAAUCAUCAGAAUCUACUUCAAUGCCAACCACAAAUGUGUUGACCAAAUCAACCUCCAUUAAUCAUUCUAAAGAGACUUUUUCCUCCACAAAUACAGAUGUUUAUCAAACAACACCUGUGUUUUUGUCAAAGACCACUCACUUUACUCAAACACCUUUAACUGACAAUACAGAUACACGUUUAAACACAACAAUAACUGAUUCAAAACCCUCAAUUACUCAAGAAACAUCUGCACCAACCAAAACAUCUGCCACACCACCAUCAACAGAUGUUACAAUACAGAAAUCUACUGGACAGGUAAAUAUUAUGGAAUCCACAACCUUGCCAACCACCAACACAAUGACAUCAACCAAGUUUCAUCAAUUCAAAACAUUCAGCUCAUCAGGUACAACACAGUUUACUCCAGUGUCUACAACAUACAAUGCUGGAACAAGUCCAACCAGUGCAGAUACAAGUCUACUUUCAUCAGCAAGUAAGGAACCAUCGUUAACCAAAUCACCACCAACCGACACACAAUCUACACCAACCACCAUUGACUAUGCUAAAGUUACCUUUUCAUCAACAAUUACAGUGGAUGUCAACACUAAACCCACUGAACCUCCUCUACCAACUACUCAGUUUCAUGAAACCUCCUCACCCCACAGAACAGAAACAAGUGUCAGUAGAACUACAACAAAGUCACAACCACCAGCUAGUCAGGAAAUAUCUGCACAAACCCUUUCAUCUACUGUGAGACAGUCUACACCUGUUACAAAUGUAAAAGUAACUGAAACAAUGCAUUCUACAGAAUCAUCAACACCUCUAACAAUAAACAGACUACCAUCCACCAACAUGGAUGAAUCCAAAACAACUACUGGUACGACACACUUUACUCCGUCUACAGUCCACAUGGUUGAAACAAGUGUAAGCAGUGGAGCUACAAGUCUACCUCCAUCAGCAAGUCAGGAAAAUUCUUCAACCAAGAAUUCACCAACACAAUCACAGUCUUCACCUGUUCCUGCUUUAACACCCACAGGAACAUCAAAACCAACAGAGUCAACAUCAGUGAUAUCCACUAAUGAAUUUAUUAAAUCAGCUAUAGUGGAACAUUCCAAAUCAACCUUUUCCUCCCCAAACACAAUCAUGUACAUCACUUCAUCCUCUGAAAUUCCUCCAAGAACCACUGAUUCAGGAACAACCAGAACUACAACAACUGCACAGUCAUCAGUUACUCAAGAAACAUCUGCAUUAACUGUGUCCUCUACCACUGAGACACAGUCUACAAAUGUCAUGACAAUGAAAUACACUGAAUCAAUGUAUUCCACUGUAGACAACACUGAUACAAGUCUAACCAGUGCAGUCACAAGUCUACCACCAUCUACAAGUGAGGCAACAUCUUUUACCAAGGCUUUCCCCACACAGACAUUCAUACCAUCUGUUCCAACAUUUGCACCUACAGGAAAUACACAAUCAUCAGAAUCUACUUCAAUGCCAACCACAAAUGUGUUGACCAAAUCAACCUCCAUUACUCAUUCUAAAGAGACUUUUUCUUCCAAAAAUACAGAUGUUUAUCAAACAACACCUGCGUUUUUGUCAAAGACCACUCACUUAUCUCAAACACCUUUAAAUGACAGUACAGAUACACGUUUAAACACAACAAUAACUGAUUCAAAAUCCUCAAUUACUAAAGAAACAUCUGCACCAACCAAAGCAUCUGCCACACCACCAUCAACAGAUGUUACAAUACGGAAAUCUACUGGACAGGUAAAUAUUAUGGAAUCCACAACCUUGCCAACCACCAACACAAUGACAUCAACCAAGUUUCAUCAAUCCAAAACAUUCAACUCAUCAGGUACAACACAGUUUACUCCAGUGUCUAUAACAUACAAUGCUGGAACAAGUCCAACCAGUGCAGAUACAAGUCUACUUUCAUCAGCAAGUAAGGAACCAUCAUUAACCAAAUCACCACCAACCGACACAAAAUCUACACCAACCACAAUGGACUAUGCUAAAGUUACCUUUUCAUCAACAAUUACAGUGGAUGUCAACACUAAACCCACUGAACCUCCUCUACCAACUACUCAGUUUCAUGAAACCUCCUCACCCCACAGAACAGAGACAAGUGUCAGUAGAACUACAACAAAGUCACAACCACCAGCUAGUCAGGAAAUAUCUGCACAAACCCUUUCAUCUACUGUGAGACAGUCUACACCUGUUACAAAUGUAAAAGCCACUGAAACAAUGCAUUCUACAGAAUCAUCAACACCUCUAACAGUAAACAGACUACCAUCCACCAACAUGGAUGAAUCCAAAACAACUACUGGUACGACACACUUUACUCCGUCUACAGUCCACAUGGUUGAAACAAGUGUAAGCAGUGGAGCUACAAGUCUACCUCCAUCAGCAAGUCAGGAAAAUUCUUCAACCAAGAAUUCACCAACACAAUCACAGUCUUCACCUGUUCCUGCUUUAACACCCACAGGAACAUCAAAACCAACAGAGUCAACAUCAGUGAUAUCCACUAAUGAAUUUACUAAAUCAGCUAUAGUGGAACAUUCCAAAUCAACCUUUUCCUCCCCAAACACAAUCAUGUACAUCACUUCAUCCUCUGAAAUUCCUCCAAGAACCACUGAUUCAGGAACAACCAGAACUACAACAACUGCACAGUCAUCAGUUACUCAAGAAACAUCUGCAUUAACUGUGUCCUCUACCACUGAGACACAGUCUACAAAUGUCAUGACAAUGAAAUACACUGGAUCAAUGUAUUCCACUGUAGACAACACUGAUACAAGUCUAACCAGUGCAGUCACAAGUCUACCACCAUCUACAAGUGAGGAAACAUCUUUUACCAAGGCUUUCCCCACAGAGACAUUCAUACCAUCCGUUCCAACAUUUGCACCUACAGGAAAUACACAAUCAUCAGAAUCUACUUCAAUGCCAACCACAAAUGUGUUGACCAAAUCAGCCUCCAUUAAUCAUUCUAAAGAGACUUUUUCUUCCACAAAUACAGAUGUUUAUCAAAAAACACCUGCGUUUUUGUCAAAGACCACUCACUUUACUCAAACACCUUUAACUGACAAUACAGAUACACGUUUAAACACAACAAUAACUGAUUCAAAACCCUCAAUUACUCAAGAAACAUCUGCACCAACCAAAACAUCUGCCACACCACCAUCAACAGAUGUUACAAUACGGAAAUCUACUGGACAGGUAAAUAUUAUGGAAUCCACAAGCUUGCCAACCACCAACACAAUGACAUCAACCAAGUUUCAUCAAUUCAAAACAUUCAGCUCAUCAGGUACAACACAGUUUACUCCAGUGUCUACAACAUACAAUGCUGGAACAAGUCCAACCAGUGCAGAUACAAGUCUACUUUCAUCAGCAAGUAAGGAACCAUCGUUAACCAAAUCACCACCAACCGACACACAAUCUACACCAACCACCAUUGACUAUGCUAAAGUUACCUUUUCAUCAACAAUUACAGUGGAUGUCAAUACUAAACCCACUGAAACUCCUCUACCAACUACUCAGUUUCAUGAAACCUCCUCACCCCACAGAACAGAGACAAGUGUCAGUAGAACUACAACAAAGUCACAACCACCAGCUAGUCAGGAAAUAUCUGCACAAACCCCUUCAUCUACUGUGAGACAGUCUACACCUGUUACAAAUGUAAAAGCCACUGAAACAAUGCAUUCUACAGAAUCAUCAACACCUCUAACAAUAAACAGACUACCAUCCACCAUUAUGGAUGAAUCCAAAACAACUACUGGUACGACACACUUUACUCCGUCUACAGUCCACAUGGUUGAAACAAGUGUAAGCAGUGGAGCUACAGUUCUACCUCCAUCAGCAAGUCAGGAAAAUUCUUCAACCAAGAAUUCACCAACACAAUCACAGUCUUCACCUGUUCCUGCUUUAACACCCACAGGAACAACAAAACCAACAGAGUCAACAUCAGUGAUAUCCACUAAUGAAUUUACUAAAUCAGCUAUAGUGGAACAUUCCAAAUCAACCUUUUCCUCCCCAAACACAAUCAUGUACAUCACUUCAUCCUCUGAAAUUCCUCCAAGAACCACUGAUUCAGGAACAACCAGAACUACAACAACUGCACAGUCAUCAGUUACUCAAGAAACAUCUGCAUUAACUGUGUCCUCUACCACUGAGACACAGUCUACAAAUGUCAUGACAAUGAAAUACACUGAAUCAAUGUAUUCCACUGUAGACAACACUGAUACAAGUCUAACCAGUGCAGUCACAAGUCUACCACCAUCUACAAGUGAGGAAACAUCUUUUACCAAGGCUUUCCCCACAGAAACAUUCAUACCCUCUGUUCCAACAUUUGCACCUACAGGAAAUACACAAUCAUCAGAAUCUACUUCAAUGCCAACCACAAAUGUGUUGACCAAAUCAACCUCCAUUAAUCAUUCUAAAGAGACUUUUUCUUCCACAAAUACAGAUGUUUAUCAAACAACACCUGCAUUUUUGUCGAAGACCACUCACUUUACUCAAACACCUUACACUGACAUUACAGAUACACGUUUAAACACAACAAUAACUGAUUCAAAACCCUCAAUUACUCAAGAAACAUCUGCACCAACCAAAACAUCUGCCACACCACCAUCAACAGAUGUUACAAUACGGAAAUCUACUGGACAGGUAAAUAUUAUGGAAUCCACAACCUUGCCAACCACCAACACAAUGACAUCAACCAAGUUUCAUCAAUCCAAAACAUUCAGCUCAUCAGGUACACCACAGUUUACUCCAGUGUCUAUAACAUACAAUGCUGGAACAAGUCCAACCAGUGCAGAUACAAGUCUACUUUCAUCAGCAAGUAAGGAACCAUCAUUAACCAAAUCACCACCAACCGACACAAAAUCUACACCAACCACAAUGGACUAUGCUAAAGUUACCAUUUCAUCAACAAUUACAGUGGAUGUCAACACUAAACCCACUGAACCUCCUCUACCAACUACUCAGUUUCAUGAAACCUCCUCACCCCACAAAACAGAGACAAGUGUCAGUAGAACUACAACAAAUUCACAACCACCAGCUAGUCAGGAAAUAUCUGCACAAACCCUUUCAUCUACUGUGAGACAGUCUACACCUGUUACAAAUGUAAAAGCCACUGAAACAAUGCAUUCUACAGAAUCAUCAACACCUCUAACAAUAAACAGACUACCAUCCACCAUUAUGGAUGAAUCCAAAACAACUACUGGUACGACACACUUUACUCCGUCUACAGUCCACAUGGUUGAAACAAGUGUAAGCAGUGGAGCUACAGUUCUACCUCCAUCAGCAAGUCAGGAAAAUUCUUCAACCAAGAAUUCACCAACACAAUCACAGUCUUCACCUGUUCCUGCUUUAACACCCACAGGAACAACAAAACCAACAGAGUCAACAUCAGUGAUAUCCACUAAUGAAUUUACUAAAUCAGCUAUAGUGGAACAUUCCAAAUCAACCUUUUCCUCCCCAAACACAAUCAUGUACAUCACUUCAUCCUCUGAAAUUCCUCCAAGAACCACUGAUUCAGGAACAACCAGAACUACAACAACUGCACAGUCAUCAGUUACUCAAGAAACAUCUGCAUUAACUGUGUCCUCUACCACUGAGACACAGUCUACAAAUGUCAUGACAAUGAAAUACACUGAAUCAAUGUAUUCCACUGUAGACAACACUGAUACAAGUCUAACCAGUGCAGUCACAAGUCUACCACCAUCUACAAGUGAGGAAACAUCUUUUACCAAGGCUUUCCCCACAGAAACAUUCAUACCCUCUGUUCCAACAUUUGCACCUACAGGAAAUACACAAUCAUCAGAAUCUACUUCAAUGCCAACCACAAAUGUGUUGACCAAAUCAACCUCCAUUAAUCAUUCUAAAGAGACUUUUUCUUCCACAAAUACAGAUGUUUAUCAAACAACACCUGCAUUUUUGUCGAAGACCACUCACUUUACUCAAACACCUUACACUGACAUUACAGAUACACGUUUAAACACAACAAUAACUGAUUCAAAACCCUCAAUUACUCAAGAAACAUCUGCACCAACCAAAACAUCUGCCACACCACCAUCAACAGAUGUUACAAUACGGAAAUCUACUGGACAGGUAAAUAUUAUGGAAUCCACAACCUUGCCAACCACCAACACAAUGACAUCAACCAAGUUUCAUCAAUCCAAAACAUUCAGCUCAUCAGGUACACCACAGUUUACUCCAGUGUCUAUAACAUACAAUGCUGGAACAAGUCCAACCAGUGCAGAUACAAGUCUACUUUCAUCAGCAAGUAAGGAACCAUCGUUAACCAAAUCACCACCAACCGACACACAAUCUACACCAACCACCAUUGACUAUGCUAAAGUUACCUUUUCAUCAACGAUUACAGUGGAUGUCAACACUAAACCAACUGAACCUCCUCUACCAACUACUCAGUUUCAUGAAACCUCCUCACCCCACAGAACAGAGACAAGUGUCAGUAGAACUACAACAAAGUCACAACCACCAGCUAGUCAGGAAAUAUCUGCACAAACCCUUUCAUCUACUGUGAGACAGUCUACACCUGUUACAAAUGUAAAAGCCACUGAAACAAUGCAUUCUACAGAAUCAUCAACACCUCUAACAAUAAACAGACUACCAUCAACCAACAUGGAUGAAUCCAAAACAACUACUGGUACGACACACUUUACUCCGCCUACAGUCCACAUGGUUGAAACAAGUGUAAGCAGUGGAGCUACAAGUCUACCUCCAUCAGCAAGUCAGGAAAAUUCUUCAACCAAGAAUUCACCAACACAAUCACAGUCUUCACCUGUUCCUGCUUUAACACCCACAGGAACAUCAAAACCAACAGAGUCAACAUCAAGGAUAUCCACUAAUGAAUUUACUAAAUCAGCUAUAGUGGAACAUUCCAAAUCAACCUUUUCCUCCCCAAACACAAUCAUGUACAUCACUUCAUCCUCUGAAAUUCCUCCAAGAACCACUGAUUCAGGAACAACCAGAACUACAACAACUGCACAGUCAUCAGUUACUCAAGAAACAUCUGCAUUAACUGUGUCCUCUACCACUGAGACACAGUCUACAAAUGUCAUGACAAUGAAAUACACUGAAUCAAUGUAUUCCACUGUAGACAACACUGAUACAAGUCUAACCAGUGCAGUCACAAGUCUACCACCAUCUACAAGUAAGGAAACAUCUUUUACCAAGGCUUUCCCCACAGAGACAUUCAUACCAUCUGUUCCAACAUUUGCACCUACAGGAAAUACACAAUCAUCAGAAUCUACUUCAAUGCCAACCACAAAUGUGUUGACCAAAUCAACCUCCAUUAAUCAUUCUAAAGAGACUUUUUCUUCUACAAAUACAGAUGUUUAUCAAACAACACCUGCGUUUUUGUCAAAGACCACUCACUUUACUCAAACACCUUUAACUGACAGUACAGAUACACGUUUAAACACAACAAUAACUGAUUCAAAACCCUCAAUUACUCAAGAAACAUCUGCACCAACCAAAACAUCUGCCACACCACCAUCAACAGAUGUUACAAUACGGAAAUCUACUGGACAGGUAAAUAUCAUUGAAUCCACAACCUUGCCAACCACCAACAAAAUGACAUCAACCAAGUUUCAUCAAUCCAAAACAUUCAGCUCAUCAGGUACAACACAGUUUACUCCAGUGUCUACAACAAACAAUGUUGGAACAAGUCCAACCAGUGCAGAUACAAGUCUACUUUCAUCAGCAAGUAAGGAACCAUCGUUAACCAAAUCACGACCAACCGACACACAAUCUACACCAACCACCAUGGACUAUGCUAAAGUUACCUUUUCAUCAACAAUUACAGUGGAUGUCAACACUAAACCCACUGAACCUCCUCUACCAACUACUCAGUUUCAUGAAACCUCCUCACCCCACAGAACAGAGACAAGUGUAAGUAGAACUACGACAAAGUCACAACCACCAGCUAGUCAGGAAAUAUCUGUACAAACCCUUUCAUCUAUUGUGAGACAGUCUACACCUGUUACAAAUGUAACAGCCACUGAAACAAUGCAUUCUACAGAAUCAUCAACACCUCUAACAAUAAACAGACUACCAUCCACCAACAUGGAUGAAUCCAAAACAACUACUGGUACAACACACUUUACUCCGUCUACAGUCCACAUGGUUGAAACAAGUGUAAGCAGUGGAGCUACAAGUCUACCUCCAUCAGCAAGUCAGGAAAAUUCUUCAACCAAGAAUUCACCAACACAAUCACAGUCUUCACCUGUUCCUGCUUUAACACCCACAGGAACAUCAAAACCAAUAGAGUCAACAUCAAGGAUAUCCACUAAUGGACUUACCAAAUCAGCAAUAGUGGAGUAUUCCAAAUCAACCUUUUCCUCCCCAAACACAAUCAUGUACAUCACAUCAUCCUCUGAAAUUCCUCCAAGGACAUAUCAGUUUACUGUAAAAUCUUCUUCUUACAGCACAGGUACAGGUCUAACAAGUACUAAAACAACUGCCCAGUCAUCAGUUAGACAAGAAACAUCACCUAAUCUGUCACCUACCACAGUCACACAGGCUGCAUCUGUUAUGACAGUAAAAUCAACUUUAAAAAUUACAUCUAUAGACUCAACAACAUCUAAAACACAAGACAAAAUGACAGCAUCAACCAAUUUAGCUCCAUUUGAAACUACACCAACUCCAACUGAUAAGAAUUUUAAAACAAGCAGUUUACAAACAAUAUCUCAUCCAUGGUCAAGUACGAAAUUGUCUCCAACUACAUCAAGAACAGAAUCAGAGUCUACUAAAGCAACACCAUCCUCACAACGGACAGAGUCAGCCACUCAUUCAGUCACAAAUGUAACAGUGUCAAGGUCAAGUGUGACAUCCCAAAAUGUUCCUACACCCACAUCAGAUCAACUGAAAGAAUUAACAACUUAUGAUGUGGUCCAAACAUCACUACUGACAACCAGAGAGCCACCGCGAACCACGCCAGUAGAACCUACAGAAACAACAUUGACAACACUUACACCUCAGACCAUGUUCUCCACAUCGCUGACUACAACUUACAAGCCCACAACAACAAUGUCCGCAUCUUCCACCUCCACUAAAGCAAGCAAUCGACUAACAUCCUCUGUAACUUCAUCUUCUCACCAGUUUACAACCACACCUCCCACAGCUUCCUCCCACAAAAACAAUUUGACACAUUCCACUCUUGCUUUUACUACUGAAAUCAAAACGACUAACAAAUCAAGCCUUAGUCCGACAACAUCAUCAAUGGCAUCAACAUCUGAGGCAUCUUUCUCCUCAAAAAUCGUCACUACAAAUGCAGCAACAGUCAGUCAGUCAACAUCUGCAGCUGGAACCUCCUCAAAUGCCACGGUAGCUUGGACAACACUUCCUACUACAUCACAGUGUAGGAACUGUCAGUGCAAUGGAGGCACCUGUUUCUUCAAUGUGACUCUAGGAAACUGUCAGUGUCGUUGUCCAGAAUUUGUCUUUGGAGAUUCCUGCUCUUUUGGACAAAAUGAUGCAUCUGCACAAAUUGAUACUGAAGAAGUGCCAACUCGAAAAGCCAGUGUCACUUUGGAAAUCUUCGUCGAUUAUCAGGAUACCUUCAGUGAUUUAAGCUCACCUGAAUCUUUAGCGUUUAUCCAGAAACUGGAACCAGAGCUUGAAGUUUUGUGCAGGAAAGCCGACCUGCAAGCUUAUAAAACGGUACAAAUCAUUAAAUUAUCGAAUGGAAGCGUCGUAGCAGAAAGUGUGGCUCAGUACAACUACCAAAACAAUGAUACACAAAUCCAGUUUUUAAACACUCAGCUUGAUCGUGUGCUGACGGAUAUCUUGAACAACACGAGGAACCUCAAUAACAUUUCUCAUGUUUUUGGAAAUAGCAAGGUGACGUUAAAUGAAGUCACUUUGCAGCAACCUCCAGUAAAAAAUAUCACCGACCUGAAGCCUUUUGUGAACUGUUCUCAAUAUUCUGGGUACUCUGCUGAGAUUGUUAACGGUGAAUGGAGGUGUGUUGGUUCUUGUAAAAACAAUCCGGACCUCUGCCAUCGACAGGGAGAUUGUUUUAAUGACAUAUUUAAAGGGCCUCUGUGCAAGUGUUAUAAAACCAGCUUUGAGGAGUACUCCGGUCCUCAGUGUGAGCUCUUCCACAGAACUCCAGCUUUCUAUGGAGUUUUGUUUGGAUCUCUGGGAGCUGCUCUUCUGCUUCUAGUCAUUAACAUCCUCGUUGUUGUCAUUUUCAAAAGGAGACAUUCGGGCAUUUGGAAAAGCUGUGACAUCUUUAAACGAAGACUGUCUCCUUUUGAGGAAGAUUUCUUUGAUGUCUCAGAGACCAGGGAUCAGAGCUUUGGACAUCAAGGAACUUUCACAUAUAAAUCAUACUAAUUUUGACACUAAACAUCAGGGUUCAUCGAAUCAUGGGAGCUUCUGACCAUCAACUACAGAAAUUAAUGCUCGUCAGAUAGUUUUGUACUUAAAUGUUUUAUGAGCUGAAAACAACUUUAAAGUAAAAUAUGUGCACUAUGUUGUUGUGACAUUUCUAAAUGUUUGUGUCCUCUAAGUGUUAUUUGUAGGUUUACAUUUGUCUUUGUCUGUGUCUGUCUCUCAGCUGAUUUUUCAAGAAAUUAAUCUACCUACAUUCUUUUUUCUUUUACCAGUCAGUUGAAAUUUCCUCAUUGUGAACAGAUUAAAAAAAGCAAUCUAGUCUUUUUCUUUUAUAAAAGCAAUACAUUUGUUUAAUAGCAUCCAGAGUCUGUAUUUUAAUAAAACCAAUCUGUGUUCUAUUAAAAUAAGUGUCUCCUGAAUAAACCAUUGUUCCCGAACAUGGCUGUGUCCGCAGCUCAUCGCUCCCCCAGGGGAUACAUUAAAUGCAGAGAAAAAAUGUCACACACCAGUAUGUGUGUCAACUACUGUUACUAAUCUUUAACUUUUAUUUCUGAGCCAUUAUAUCCUCUUGCCACUAGGUGGCAGGAGUGCAUUUACCUGACUAGUUCAGCUGUGCAGAAUGACUGAAAACAGCACAUUUAGCCUAUUAUUCACCAUCUGAUCAGUGAGUAAAAGUGAAAAGUGCUCUGUUAAGACUUUAUUCAUGAGCAAACCAAGAACCUGGUUGACUUGCAGCAGAUUUUAACUGUGGCAGAAUAAUUUAUAUAAAGCAGAUCAACAUGCUACUGAUUUUCUUUUUCAUUCACCUUCUGGAAAAUAAAUUUUGAUAACUGCACCUGAAGAAGCAUCUUGGUAGUACUGCUGCCACAUAACAAGAAGGUUGCUGGUUCAAAUCCUGGCUGUUGCCUUUCUGCGUGGAGUUGUUCUCCCCCAGAAUGUGUGGAUUUUCUUCCACAGGCCAACAACUUUUUUGUCCAGGAUAACUGAAGUCUCUGAAUUUUCCCCAGGUGAGAAUGGGGUGAGACUGGUCGUCUUUGUGUGUUUGUGAUGGACUAGUGACCUGUCCAGCGUGUCCCCAGCCUCUUGCCUAAUGGAGACAGACACCAGCCCCCUGUGAGGAAAACGUGGUAGAAAUAAUGAGUGUGAGUGCACCUGAGGAAGCUUUUGUAUAAAACCAUAAAUGUGGUGUUUGUCUCCGCCUAGUGGCCUCAGAGAGAAAAGACACGGGUUUCUUUACCUUGUCUUAAUGGGCCGCUUUUCAUAUAUCACACCGGUCUGAGUAAAAUUUAACCAGCAGCACUGCAGCUCCAGUUAAAUAUUCACCCCUCUGUCUGCCUCUCGCAGCAGAUGAUAAGGAAAUUACAUCCAAAGCAUAAAGACAAACCAGUUGGUCAGAUUUUUCAGUUCAUGCACACUUUUUUCUUUUGUUUUUAUAAAAGGCAAAGCUUAAUUUAAAAAUAAUUUUGUGCAUAGUAAAACAUGUAAAACCUGUUUUUCUUACAUGUUACACCAGAUGAUGUGUUUGCAUAAACCAAGAUGCAACUUGGAUUUAAAAAAUACAAGUAAAAAUCCCAUCUGAUGAGAAUUGUGCUCAUGCACAUCUUCCGUUCAUCAUUAUUAAUUUUUAAAUUAUUAUUAUUAUGCCAUUGUUUGCUGUUAAGAAUAACAUUACACUUGUUU